Messenger RNA from Tetranychus urticae (two-spotted spider mite), 804 nucleotides. RefSeq lists its product as uncharacterized. The record is from RefSeq and is a predicted model, not a curated record. Lineage: Eukaryota; Metazoa; Arthropoda; Arachnida; Trombidiformes; Tetranychidae.
CAUCAAGUAUAAAAACAGAUCAAACUGUUCACAUCAAUUCACCAUCUCUAUUGAAAUAUUACUUUCUAAAACCUAAAACCUAAAUAAAACCUAAACCAGAAUCAAAAUGAAAUUGUCAAUUGUUUUAAUUGCCAUCUUCUGUGUCUCAACAAUCAGUGCUGCUCCAAUUGAAGAACCAAGUGUAUUUCGUGAAGGCAUUACCAACUAUAUUACGAACCUUGUCAAGCUUUGGGAAAGUAUUAAUCCUGCAUGGGAUGCAGAAGCUUCACUCGAAUCAAAUGUGUUGGCUUAUGUCUUUGGCCCUACAGGUCCUGGAUGGGAUUCCAAUCUUAGCACUGACGAAAAUGUUGAUAAAAUCAUAAUUUCAUUGAAAUUUGAUCCAAACGAAUCUAUCGGUCAUAAUGUUGCACGUAUGGUGGGAAUUUUCAUGAUCCCACUACCACUCUCAACUUUUUUCCCAAAAACGGAAAUGGCAGAUCAACUUGUUAAAGAUAUUUUUGCUAAAUUUCUUCCAGGUGUUGGCGAAGACGAUUCAAUUGGUUAUGAUAUCGAAGAGUGGAUCCAUAGCUUUGAUGAUCUUAAAGGUUUGGAUGGAAAAGAGUUUAUUGUAAACUUUUUACCCAAAAUUUUCAGCCAAUUAAAUGUAUCUGAUGUCGGUCCUAGCAGUACUUUGGAGGAAAUUGCUGUCAGAUUGGCUGAAUUAUUAUUCGAUACACUAUAUCCUGACAAUUGAUGAAUGGAUCAAUAUUUUAAACUAAAUUUAUACUUAAUUCCAAUAAAUAUACUAGUGCAUAGCAAACAAAA